AUGGAGCAGCCGGCAGUUGCUACUCAGAAGCCGCCUGCUGGUCUUGCGGGCGUUCUCAACUCUCCCGACGCGAACCGGGACUCGGCAUACUAUUCCAUCACGGAUGCUUCAAGCAAACCCUCCGCCGGCAUGGAUAAGACACCGUCUCCGACAGCUGCAGCGCACCUCCUGCCUCAGCCUCUGCUCUCGCCGUCGACAAGCAGCAUGAGCGUGGCAUCUAUCGUCUCGCCUACUACACCUAGCAGCGGCGACCUGCGCCGCCUGACCAUUGACCGCCCGCAGUCCCUCGAAUCGGCACCUAACAGCGCUUCGCUCACCGCCGCCGUCGAGUAUGACCACAUGUCCCGCCGCGAGAGCGUCGACAGCCGCAUCAACCAGGGCAUCGGCGACCUGCGCCUCGGCGGCAACUCCCCCUAUGCCACCCAUAACCACUCGACCACGUCCGUCCAUACCAACCACAACAGCUUCCAGGCCCAGCAGCGCCAGCCGCGCACCGGGCUCGACAGCCUCUCUGUGCACCGCAUCUCCAAUGGCUACCAGCCGAGCGCGGAGCGCAACCCGGACAUCCAGAACAAGACUGUGCGCACGGCGCCCGCCAUCACAGGACCGGCCAUCAGCCAAAUUGCGCGCGCCGCCGAGCCCACCAAGGGUCAGGCAUGGGCGUUCCCCGAAGAGGAGAUCCAGCGCCUGCCGUCGGCCGCCAGCCAGUCCUUCGUCGAUUCGCGCCGCAGCAGUGUCGCGGACUCCCUUGCGAGCAGCCAGUUCACCACCGAAUCGCGCCUGCCCAAUGGCCAGCGGCGCUUUGACGACCCGGUGUCAAGCCGCCUUGGUCCCCACGAUGGUCCCAACGAUAACAUCGACUACCACCAAAGCCAACGCCUGUCGGGCGCCUCCGGCGAGUACCCGACCACACACCACCACGCCCUGCAGCACAAACAGAUUGACGACCUCCAGGCCGAGACGGGAAGCUUGCACGCAGGCUCGCAGCCCUACAGCAGAACGCCCGAGCUGCGCAUCAGCCACAAGCUCGCUGAACGGAAGCGUCGUACUGAGAUGAAGGAGCUUUUCGAGCAGCUUCGUGACCUGAUGCCCCAAGAACGGGGAUCCAAGGCGUCCAAGUGGGAAAUCCUCACCAAGGCCAUCACGGAGCACCAGCGCCUGCAAGAGACGGUCCGCUCCGCCACUCUGCACCAGUCGGCCGUCGCCAACGACAUCGCUGCCAUGAAAAACGAGAUGCACGCCCUGCGCAUGGAGAACCAGCAGCUCCGCGCCGAUAUGGCCGCCAUGCAAGCCAACGGUGGUGGUGGUGCCACGAACGGCCAGGCACCGCCGGGCAUGUCGGACCACUUUGCCAGAGGCCCCGGCCGCGAUAACAACCAGCAACUGCCUCCUCUUCGGUCCCUGAGCAGCGGCCUCCCGCCGCCGACGACUCAGGCGCCACCACCGGAGUCCAUGACUGGCGUCCAGUAUGACCAAUCCAGAGUCAACGGUUUCCGCCCGCAGAUUGACCGGUUCUGA
Messenger RNA from Sporothrix brasiliensis 5110, 1518 nucleotides. RefSeq names its product hlh transcription factor. The coding region runs from base 1 to 1518 and encodes 505 amino acids. The record is from RefSeq and is a predicted model, not a curated record. Lineage: Eukaryota; Fungi; Ascomycota; Sordariomycetes; Ophiostomatales; Ophiostomataceae. Gene Ontology annotation, molecular function: protein dimerization activity. The transcript has 2 exons.